This is a messenger RNA of Erpetoichthys calabaricus (reedfish), 4861 nucleotides long. It is a transcript of the gene znf410, whose product is annotated as zinc finger protein 410. The record is from RefSeq and is a predicted model, not a curated record. Gene Ontology annotation, molecular function: RNA polymerase II cis-regulatory region sequence-specific DNA binding; DNA-binding transcription factor activity, RNA polymerase II-specific. Gene Ontology annotation, cellular component: transcription regulator complex; PcG protein complex. The coding region runs from base 444 to 1868 and encodes 474 amino acids. Gene Ontology annotation, biological process: regulation of transcription by RNA polymerase II. The transcript has 13 exons. Lineage: Eukaryota; Metazoa; Chordata; Cladistia; Polypteriformes; Polypteridae.
GAUUUGGCCCCGCGGGGAGCCCGUAGAGCCCAGCAGCUUUGACAAGUGUAAACAGUCGCCUACCAGCUUUUGUGCACAUGGAAAUAGACUGCGGAGGGCUUCGUUCCCGACAAUCUUAAGCGGAGGUCGCCUUGCCAAAAAAAAAAAAAAAAAAAAAAAAAGAUACAAAUGAAGCCAGUAAGUCAUGUGUGUGAGGGUUAAAUGGCGACGAGAGGACAGACGUGCGGGCAGGACCGAUUCGCUUUGUUCAGCGCCGGGAGUUUGACGGGCCGCGGUUGCGCGCCUCUUCGGGGCGAUUCUUCAAAACAAAAGGAUAAAUCCUUUGCCCCAUUUUGAUAGUCUAAGAGCGAACGUGGCAGUGUAAUAAUAACAGGCAUGGAAAAGACAAACAGCCGCGUGUGUAAGACUUCGGUGACUAAAAAAUAGAGAAGAGGAGGACAUGAAUGAAAGGAGAAUUGGUGAAUGAUAGUGCUAGCAGCUUGGCUCCUAUUAAGUUUGAAUCCAUGCUCUCAGAUGAAUUGGACUCCAAGCCUGAGGUAUAUGCUUGGCCUAGCAAGCUGCUGGUUGAAUUUGUACAAAACGCUUCAAUACCUUUGGGGCAGGGCUUGGAAGACCCCGUGCCUAAACAGACAUGCCUUCCACUGUUAUCUCCACCUGAAAACACCCUGUGUACCCAGCUGCAGCUAGCAGAGACCAGCCUGAGCCACCAUGAGACAUCGGCCUUGUCUGAAUAUGAGAGCGAGAGGGAAUCCUUGAUGGUGCCUUUGCAUCCUCCUAGGCCAGUCACUGUCUCUCCCACUCCAAGCUCACCUCCAAUUCUUCAAGACCUGCAGCAUUCAGAUAGUACCUCCUUUAUACUAUUGAAUCUGGCCAAAGGUUUGGCUGCAUCUGCUGAGCCAUUGGUGUUUGUGCAGGAUGAAACAGAGGAUGACAUUUCUCCCAGUGAAAAUACAGAGGGACCAACACCGUGGUACUUGCGAGUACAGGAGCUUGCACAUGACAGUUUGAUAGCAGCUACAAGGGCACAACUGGCAAAAGAUGCAAAAGCAGGCAACACUGGUGAUCUCUUGCACCCAUAUCCAACUGAAGGGCCAAAAAAAGAGGGGACUCUGUCAACUGAGCGCUCACCAAAUGAGAAGAGUCUUAAGUGUACAUUUGAGGGCUGCCGGAGAACUUUUGCGUGGCCAGCUCAUCUGAAGUAUCAUUUAAAAACGCAUAAAAAUGAUCGGACAUUUACUUGCCGUGCAGAGGGCUGUGGAAAGAGUUUCUAUGUAUUGCAGAGACUGCAAGUUCACAUGAGGACACACAAUGGGGAGAAACCCUUUAUUUGUAAUGAGAAAGACUGUGGGAAAAAGUUCACAACUGCUGGAAACUUGAAGAAUCACAAGAGGACACACACUGGAGAAAAGCCCUUCUUGUGUGAUGCAGAAGGUUGUGGACGCUCCUUUGCAGAAUAUUCCAGCUUACGGAAACAUAUGUUGGUACAUUCAGGUGAGAAGCCACAUCAAUGUAGCAUUUGUGGAAAGACCUUCUCUCAAAGUGGAAGCAGAAAUGUACACAUGAGGAAGCACCACAGUGCCACUGUUCAGGCAAACAGCAUGCAAGAUGAGGCUGGGGAUCUCUUGACACAUAGCAGUCUACUAGAAGAACAUGGGCUAGGUGACAGUAACUCUCUUCCCCUGACAACACGUACAUUAGAAAUGGACACCAUAAAUCUGCAUCACACUAUGCUGCAAACACAGGAAGACUCCUCUGGGACAGACAGCAUUCCUUCUGCCUCUGUGGUUGUCCUUUCUCAGCCACAUGAUCUUGUGGCAAUGGCCACAGGACACAGCUAUGAAGAGGAGGUGGUGGCAUUACUGCAGUGAUAAAAACAACAAAGAAAGAAAAAGCAAUAAUUAAAAGAGCCAAGGCUCUGUCAGCUUUUGAGGAAGAGUAAGCUGAUGUUUCAUAAUGCACUUGAUUUUGCAGCAAAAUGCCUCCUUUGCAUCACAGCACCGGGUGGAGGCAGUUUAAUUAAUUUGAUUACACUUUUAAAAAGACAGAACUGAAGUCUUCCUUGUAAACAGUUUGGAAACUGCACUCAGUGGAAUAAAAGUUUGAUUGUUAAGCACAAAGAUUACAGAUAAAUCAAAGGUAGAGUGUGCAAUUUUGACAGACAUUACUUUGGAAAUUUCCAGAGCUUUUCACCAUGGUGACCUCUGAAAGGACAUGCUGAUGUGUGUGAGUGCUGACACCAAGGAAACCAUGUCCACAUUCUUGAAAUUGCUGAUAUGGAAGGGCUUUGCAAUUUUGAUCAAAUGUGUUUUUUUCAUUAACAUGUAUCAGAAGAAAAACAUAGUAUUUAUUGUCGUUUAAAAAUGUUUUCAUUUGGCAGUUUUAUUCUGCAUCUAACAUGACAUGGCAAUCUCCUGACUUUCUUGGAUGAUUCUUUCCCACCAUGUGCCAUCUUUCCUGUCAUAAGACUAGGAGCUCUUUUGAUCUUUACAGCUUAUUAAUAUGUGUAAUAGAGCAGAAAAAUUGUAAAUAUUAUUUUUGAUAUUCACCUUUAUUUUUUCACCAUUUGCUACAUAUCUAGUGUUUAAUUAAUAUUUCAAAUACAGUUGCAAUGCAGACUGUAUACUGGAGUGAUUGCAAGAUUACAUGACGUGAAAUUGUUGUCAUUUUUACAAAAUGUAAAACUGGAGGCCCUGUAGAGAAGUGUAACUUUACCUUUCUAAAGUCACCUAGUAAAGGCUGAACUGCAUAUUCCACACAGAGGAUACACAGACGUCCACUUGAGGUGACUUUUACUAGAGUGGGUUUGUUUGCUUAACACUUUUUAAUGGGGGUUGGUGCUUUGUAUGAUUUAUAAUCACAGUCCACAGUUCUGGAAAGUUGCAUUCUGCGGGUGCUGUUCACAUGCUGCAUUGAACGUUUCCUUUAAGUUCACAAACAAGCAAGUGCAUAUGGUUAAGAGGAAGAAGAAUUUCAUUAACCUGUGUUUUCUGAAUUUGAUGGAGAUAGAUUUUUGAAACCAGCUUUGCAUUCCUCUGUUUUUCUUUUUUGGUUUAAUUUCAACAUGAGGCACAACUGACAAUUUUCUGUGAUUCUCAGUUUACAUUUUGUCAUUCUCCCAGUAAAUAUUUUUCUGUUUAUCUUGGUCUCCAUCAAGUUUGUUUAUAUCUGGCCCAAGUUUGUUAAAAGCUAUUGCAUGAUACAGUGUGUGUAGAAGUUGACAUCUGGUAUAGAAAGAGUUGUUGUAAAGCUUGUUCACCAACAAAAGAUAUUAUAUUACCAAUGUCUCAUUUCUGAAAAAAUAAGAACUAAAUCAACCCUCUUUAUUGUAGUGGCACUUGCAACAAUUAACACUUAUAAUGUGGCCCAUAUAUUUGUUUUGUGCACUCUUAACAGGUUUUCACACAUAAUUACGACAUAAUCUAAAGUUUAAACUCCAUUCAAAAAUGGUUUCUGUUAUUUAAAUGUUUCCACUUUCUUGCUUUUUUGUUUAAAUCUGAAAAAGCAAUUGAAGUUACAUAUAGAGGAGCUGAGGCUCACAGUUUUUUCUAGCAAUUUUAUUUUAUCAUGCAAUAUUUAAUCACAAGGCACUCCAGAACAUUAACCUUGCAGCAAAGGAAUGUUUUGUUUCAGCAGGUGGAUAUGAGUGAUGCUCUCUGGUGGGUAGCAACUGGGUGUGCAAGGGGAAUGUGGCCAUUCAGCAUGUUCACAGUGUACUCAACUAGCUUUGAAAACCAAAUAUUUAGGGGAUACAGUAGAGUGAGGCCAGCAGGGGAAAACUGAAGUCCAAGUACAAGAGUGCGCCUGUUGUUAACUAUUUCCCAAUGAUUAAAGGUUCUCUGUUGUAAGAAGGCCACUAAUAAGUUAUGUCAAUAUUUUGUCAGGCUUUUUAAUAGUUUGCUGUUCUGCUUAUGAGAGCUUAUUUUAACACAAUAAAAUCCUCAGUUCAGCAAGGAAUAUUUGAUUUAUUCACUGCAUUUUCCUAAUUUAUUAUAAACUUUUAUGCAUUGAACAAAAUGUUUCAGAAAUGUUUAUUCUUGUUGAUCCAUGUUGGUUUCUUCAGUCUCCUCAUUUUCUUUGUCACUGAUAUGUUUGUUUUCAGUCUUGUUAAAGCUCUCCAUCCUGAAAGAAAAUAAACAGAUUUGCAUUUAAUUUAAUGGUAAAUUAGAAUAGCAAUUAAUGAAAUAUAAUUUCAUUGUGGCUAUACAUUUUCAACAGUAUGGUUUUGUAAUUUAUUCAAAAGUAUAGCAACAGUUAGUGGUUAAUCAUACAAAAAUGCAGUUGCAAUGAUACCUUAUUGAAGUAUCACUUAGGUUGCUCUUGAUUUCAUCUUCAUCAUUGUCUGACUCUGAGACAUUUUUUUUUCCUUCACCUUUACUCCACACAAAUUCUUCAUCUAGACCAACUGUCUUCAGUGUGUGUUGGUACCGACGCUCUGCAUUCUUCUUUGCAUUUCCCUGGAAGAAUGACAUAUUGACUCUGAACAUGUGCACUGUACACUCUGUCUAGUAAUGCAGUUUUCUCUGCAACACCUGAGCCCUCAUUGUAAAUUCUAAAGUUGAUUCAAUGCAGGGGUUCCAUUUAGCACAGAGAUGGGUGGUGAAUUGUGCCAAGGGAUCACUGGCUAGAGAAAGUAAGACCUAGUAAACUGAUAGAAGGUGAAGGCAGGAAUUCUUUAUUGGUAUUCUUGAAGGGGGGAAGUGGCUAAGCUAAUCCUGUAGAUAUUUAUGGGGUUCAAGACCAAUGUAGGUAGGUCCACAGUGGAUGUAGCAUUUUAUCUUCUGUUUAGUUGUACAUUUGUUCUACUUUUGUUUAUCAUUCCAUGUGUGUUUAAUUUAUAAUAAAGAAACCAUAUUUGUAUACU